Messenger RNA from Tigriopus californicus, 1794 nucleotides. Its product is annotated as ammonium transporter Rh type B-like. Gene Ontology annotation, biological process: ammonium homeostasis; ammonium transmembrane transport. The transcript is spliced from 7 exons. Gene Ontology annotation, cellular component: plasma membrane. Gene Ontology annotation, molecular function: ammonium channel activity. The record is from RefSeq and is a predicted model, not a curated record. The coding region runs from base 98 to 1612 and encodes 504 amino acids. NCBI's taxonomy places the organism in Eukaryota, Metazoa, Arthropoda, Copepoda, Harpacticoida, Harpacticidae.
CCCUCUCGCCGAUCUCAAUCAGGAGAGAAGCUCGCGUCUUAGUUGGGAUAGAACCUCUUUUCAUUGUGGGUCUAUCACAAUUUCCUGACUACACAAGAUGGGGAAAAGUCAGUUUAUUGCUCAGACCAAGUUUGCUUGGGCGUGUUUGGUCAUUCAAGUGGUGGUUGGCAUCCUAUUCUUUCUCUUGGUUCGAUAUGACGACUCUGCGGAUGCCACUCAUACGCCGAAUCGACUAGGACAUAACGGACAUAACGAGAAACUCCAGGAGGCCAUCGAAAAAUAUCCGAUGAUCGUGGACAUUCACAUGAUGCUGUUUGCUGGAUUCGGGUUUCUGAUGACUUUCCUAAAACGCUACGGAUUCUCAGCUAUCGGCUUUACCAUGAUGAUCACUGUCCUCGUCACCGAAUGGGCAAUACUCGUUCAAGGGUUUCUUCACAUGGACGACCAUUUUACCAUCAAAAUAUCUUACAUCCACAUUCUAGAAGGAGGUUUAGCCGCAGCGGCCGUCCUGAUCUCCUUUGGGGCAGUUUUGGGCAAGCUCAACCCAUUGCAAUUAAUCACCAUGUGCUUGAUCGAAGGGGCCUUGUUCGUCUUGAACGCUUACCUUGGAUACAUCGUCCUCGGGGCCGUCGAUGUUGGAGGCGCCAUUUUUAUCCACACAUUUGGAGCUUACUUUGGGUUGGCCGUUAGUCUGAUGGCCAGGAAACGAGAUGUGGCCAAGUCCGAGCGUCGGGAAGGUUCCACGGCCACGACUGAUCUCUUUGCCAUGCUGGGGACGGUGAUCCUUUGGGUGUAUUGGCCGAGCUUCAACGCUGUUCUGGCCUCACAUGAUGCAUUGCAUCGGGCAUAUAUCAACACUUACAUCUCCUUGAUAGCAUCUACCAUGAUCACUUUUGUAGUGUCAGCAUUUUUUGGCGAAGGAAAACGUUUGGACAUGGUUGACAUUCAAAACGCCACCUUAUCAGGGGGUGUGGCUGUGGGCGCCAUUGCUGAUUUGAUGAUCAACCCAUAUGGAGCGUUCCUUGCCGGGACCUUGGUGGGAUUGGUGUCCUCUCUUGGAUACAGAAUCCUUCAGGGUAAACUGUUCGAUAAACUAAAGCUCCACGACACUUGUGGUGUUCACAAUCUACAUGGAUUACCGGGCUUUCUUAGUGGCAUCUUUUCUAUAAUGGCGGUGGGUCUGGCUUCGGAAGACUCUUACGGACCAAGCUUGUAUUCGAUGUUCCCAAGAUGCGCUCCAGUGGAAGGGUCGGAUGAAAUGAAACGGUUACUCAGGGAGUUGCCUAGUCUGGAACCUGGGGAAGGAAGGCCCAUUUCCGUUCAAGCCAUGAUUCAGCUCGCUUGUCUGGGAGUCACGGUCAUUUUGGCAAUUGUUAUGGGAUUGAUGACAGGAUUGGUCUUGAACAUUGACUCUAUAUUUCACCCUCUCAAUGACGAAGAACUCUAUGAUGACAUUCAUUACUGGGCUCUGCCCGAUGAAGAAGAUGACACUCAUGGCGUUCCUUCCCAAAAAGGCGGACAACCGAAAUCUGAUUCAUCUUCGUUUGAUUUGGACCCCAUCGGUGUGCCAGGAACCCACAACGCCGUCUAUCCUUCUAAACAGAUCGUAUAGAAACUUUUCCUCUUCAAGAGCAAAACUAACAGCUUUUGUUCUGGAUCCCUAUGACGUCAUAGAAGACUCCAGACGGCUGGAAACUUGGCCCAAACGAACCAACCAUUGGCGGAAUUUUGCUCUAAAUCGAAUACUAACUGUGACAAUCUUUUACGAAAUAUAACAGUGGGUCUUCUCUUUUA